Molecule: messenger RNA, 421 nt
Organism: Pseudophryne corroboree (corroboree frog)
Lineage: Eukaryota; Metazoa; Chordata; Amphibia; Anura; Myobatrachidae
Product: cytochrome P450 4B1-like
Exons: 3
Molecular function (GO): heme binding; oxidoreductase activity, acting on paired donors, with incorporation or reduction of molecular oxygen; monooxygenase activity
Source: RefSeq, a predicted model, not a curated record
GCACGGUUGUCAGUGUAAACAUAUCGUGCAUUCACCGGAACCCCGCAGUCUGGAAGGAUCCUGAGGUGUUUGAUCCCCUGCGUUUCACCCAAGAGAAUUCGUCUGCACGCCAUUCCCACGCCUUUGUUCCUUUUGCAGCAGGGCCCAGAAACUGCAUCGGACAGAACUUUGCUAUGAAUGAGAUGAAAGUGGCUGUGGCUCUGACACUCAAUCGCUUUGAGCUGUCACCAGACCCGUCCAAACCAGCGCUGAAACUUCCCCAGCUGGUCCUGCGCUCCAAGAAUGGCAUUCACGUGUUCCUGAAGAAAGCAGCGUGAUCUAGGACACCGUCAUAUUAUCUAGAAGAAGAAGUCAUCAUUUAAUCAUUUUAAUUAUCUUCUAAAACUUGUUAUAAUGGCAAAAUAAAACGAAUAUUGAAGAA